This is a messenger RNA of Lithohypha guttulata, 1344 nucleotides long. RefSeq names its product beta-tubulin (gene TUB2). Gene Ontology annotation, biological process: mitotic cell cycle; microtubule cytoskeleton organization. Gene Ontology annotation, molecular function: GTP binding; structural constituent of cytoskeleton; GTPase activity. The coding region runs from base 1 to 1344 and encodes 447 amino acids. The record is from RefSeq and is a predicted model, not a curated record. Gene Ontology annotation, cellular component: cytoplasm; microtubule. NCBI's taxonomy places the organism in Eukaryota, Fungi, Ascomycota, Eurotiomycetes, Chaetothyriales, Trichomeriaceae. The transcript is spliced from 8 exons.
AUGCGUGAGAUUGUUCACCUCCAGACUGGCCAAUGUGGUAACCAGAUUGGUGCUGCUUUCUGGCAGCAAAUUUCCGGGGAACACGGUCUUGAUGGCUCUGGAAUCUACAAUGGAAACUCUGACCUUCAACUUGAGCGCAUGAACGUCUACUUCAACGAGGCCUCUAACAACAAAUAUGUCCCACGCGCAGUCCUUGUCGAUCUCGAACCUGGUACGAUGGAUGCCGUUCGUGCUGGUCCUUUCGGUCAACUUUUCCGUCCUGAUAACUUUGUCUUUGGCCAGAGUGGUGCUGGAAAUAACUGGGCCAAGGGUCACUACACAGAAGGUGCCGAGCUUGUUGACCAAGUCCUUGAUGUUGUUCGGCGUGAGGCCGAGGGCUGUGACUGCCUGCAGGGCUUCCAGAUUACACACUCUCUUGGUGGUGGUACUGGUGCUGGUAUGGGCACUCUCCUGAUCUCCAAGAUUCGUGAAGAAUUCCCAGACAGAAUGAUGGCUACCUUCUCCGUCGUGCCAUCUCCAAAGGUCUCUGAUACAGUUGUUGAGCCAUAUAACGCUACACUGUCAGUGCACCAGCUUGUUGAGAACUCCGACGAGACUUUCUGCAUUGACAACGAGGCUCUUUACGAUAUUUGCAUGCGAACCCUGAAGCUCAGCGCUCCCUCGUACGGCGAUCUGAACCAUCUCGUCUCCGCGGUCAUGUCUGGUGUUACAACGUGCUUGAGAUUCCCAGGUCAACUGAACUCCGAUCUCCGAAAACUGGCAGUCAACAUGGUGCCGUUCCCACGUCUACACUUCUUCAUGGUUGGCUUCGCACCACUCACCAGCCGAGGUGCUCACUCAUUCCGCGCCGUCACAGUUCCAGAGCUUACACAACAAAUGUACGACCCUAAGAACAUGAUGGCUGCCUCCGAUUUCCGAAACGGCCGAUACCUUACCUGCUCUGCCAUCUUCCGAGGUGCCGUUAGCAUGAAAGAGGUUGAAGAUCAGAUGCGCAACGUACAGACAAAGAACAGCAGUUAUUUUGUCGAAUGGAUUCCAAACAACGUCCAGACCGCUCUUUGCUCGAUCCCACCUCGUGGCCUGAAAAUGUCCUCGACCUUUGUCGGUAACUCGACCUCUAUUCAAGAACUAUUCAAGCGUGUUGGUGAUCAGUUCACUGCUAUGUUCCGACGAAAGGCUUUCUUGCAUUGGUAUACUGGUGAGGGUAUGGACGAGAUGGAAUUCACCGAAGCUGAGUCGAACAUGAACGACCUGGUCUCCGAGUAUCAACAAUACCAGGAUGCCUCCAUCUCAGAUGCUGAAGAGGAGUACGAGGAGGAAGCGCCUCUCGAGGCCGACGAGUAG